Molecule: messenger RNA, 1843 nt
Organism: Hevea brasiliensis (rubber tree)
Lineage: Eukaryota; Viridiplantae; Streptophyta; Magnoliopsida; Malpighiales; Euphorbiaceae
Exons: 8
Coding region: 129-1427 (432 amino acids)
Source: RefSeq, a predicted model, not a curated record
AAAUUGCUGAAAUGCUCUUCCACACAUAAUGACGCCUACAACUACAAGUUUGUCGUUCACUUGAUUGAUAUCUCCUCUUUUCUUCAGUGUUCAGUGUUCACCGUAAGCUCAAACUGCAGUCCUCAAUCAUGACUCUAUUACCCGCCGUCGCCCUCGCCUCCGCUUCAUCGUCACCAUGGAUUCUCAGAACCUCUCCGCUCGAAAUUGCUACUUCUCCUGCAAAAGUUUCUAAACUCUAUUUUUCUCCCCUUUCUUCCACCUCGUCUUGUCUCCGUGUAGUCUGUCGGGGAGAAUCGCAACCGGCCGACCUCAAAUUCGUGCUGCACCAUGCCUUGGAUUCCUCUGGAAUCGAUACCACUCAUGCCAGAGAAGCGAGGAAGGGAUUUUUGUCGCAGAUUGAGAAAUUAACGAUUAUAGAGAGGGAAACAAGUAUCAGCGUAAAUAGACGUGUGGAUUUGGGGAAAACGGCGCUUUACAUAGCAGCUGAGGAUGAUUCCCUUGUAUCUCACUCUUCGGUUCCGCUCCCUGUGGAUUCUUUCAUUGAUAGAUUGUAUGACCUAUCCAUGUGCUUCUGUUCUGAUUGUAGCUCGUCCCUCAGGUCUUCUCCCGAGAAAUUUCUUGAUAGUUUAGAGAAAUAUUUGUAUGUCAAGAAGGGUUUUAGAAGAAGCACUGGAGGGAAUCCAUUAGACACACGAGCUUUGUAUCUUCACUCGGUUUUGACACAUCGAUCAGGUUCAUCUGCUAUGCUUUCACUUAUAUACUCUGAAAUCCUGAAAGUGCUUCGCUUGUGGAGCCUUUUGGAUUUUGAUUGUGAGGUAUACUUCCCUCAUGAUCGUUAUGGCCUUCCCAAAGGAUAUCAUAAACAGAAAAGUGUGGAGUCUGAUCAGCCACACAUAAUGACAACACAAACUUUUUUGCAGGAGAUUUUGAGAAAUUUGAAGGAGACUUUCUGGCCAUUUCAAAAUGAUCCCACUAAGAGUUCAUUUUUGAGGGCAGCGGAUGCUGCCAACUGUAUUGAUAGAUCAAGCACUGCUGAACAAAGUGGAUUUCAGCUUGCUUCUGCAAAAGCUGCCCAACACAGGCUCGACCGUGGUGUGUGGACCAGUGUAGGCUUUGGGGAUAUGAGACGUGCUUUAUCUGCAGGUGAACGUCUAAUACUCCUAGAAUCUGAUCCAAAAGAACUAAGAGACUACAGCAUUCUUCUGUACCAUUGUGGGUUUUAUGAGCAAUCACUACAAUAUCUCAAGUUUUAUAUGGACAAAAAGAGUUCUUCAUUACAAAAGCAACCUACUGAUAAAUUUAGCAACAUGGAGGAAGAUGCUGUCGAGAAAUUGAUGACACGCCUCAACCUCAUUUCAAUGGAGGAUGGAUGGAGCAAGCCAUCACAUGUUAGAAAUUUUCUUGGCAAUAACUCUGAACCGUGGUAGAGCCUUGUGUCUCACACACAGAAAGAAAGCCCUAUGUUCUUAUCUCUCACACCACAUCUAGAUCUUGCUAGGAAAAGGUUGGCUUGUUAAACUCAAUUCUUCAUGUCUGCAACGAAUGGAGAAUCUUAGAAAGGGUUUUAUGUCUCAUGACAUUAGCAGCAAGCAUGGAACAUCAGCCAGUAGGAGCUACUAUCUCAAAUAAUAGCUCAAUAUCUGAAAUUUUAGGUGGGGGAGUGGAUCAGUUCGUUGGAUGGAGGUACUGUUUAUUAUUACUAUUAUUAUCUGUUUUUUCCCCUUGACUCUUACAGAAGUUAAAAGUCGCCAUGCUGUUAAACAUUUAACAAUAUUUGUAAAUAGUUUUAUGUAUAAUUAUUCCUGCUUCUGACAAGGAAAUAUAGAAAAGUGCAAUCAUAACA